Molecule: messenger RNA, 3057 nt
Organism: Musca vetustissima
Lineage: Eukaryota; Metazoa; Arthropoda; Insecta; Diptera; Muscidae
Product: serine-rich adhesin for platelets
Exons: 10
Coding region: 1-3057 (1018 amino acids)
Source: RefSeq, a predicted model, not a curated record
AUGUUACAAGAGAACGACGAGGAAUAUCAGAAGGAACGAUUUCUUUAUAUAUUGUUGAUGACAGUGAAUGUGUCCAUAACAUUGGUGGUAAUGUUGGCGGCGUGUCUCUGUUGCAAGAAAAAAUUGCCAAAAAAUGACCUUUUGGGUUUGGAGGGCAUGGUCAAACUGAAAAAUCCCGAUGAAGUGAUAGUUGUGACACAAAUCAAUGCCAGUGAAUCACAUGUUGAUCUUAAUAAUUCCACAGUUUCCCAAGCGGAUUCAGAAAAGAGGGCCAGCACAGCAGCCCAUCGUUCCUUACCCGAUAUUCCGGUGGCUGAUGCAAACGGUGAUACCGGCUCUGAGCUCUAUGAAACUGUGGCGGAUAAAAUGCUUAUGGAUGCACAAAAUCAAAAUAAAAGUCCUACACCAAGUUUAAAGAAACAAAUCAGUGUUUCCCAGCACAGUUCCAUAAGUCAAGCAGAUGAUGUUAGUUCUCCCUAUUCGAGAGUUAAGAAUUCACCACAUGACUAUGCAAAGGUACGUCCCACAGAGCAUCCAUAUGCACAGUUAAAUGCACCAUCAACAUCGCAUUUAGCAUCAUCGGCGGCCUCUACUAAUUCCAUUGUAGACGGCGCCCAAACACAUCAACAACAACAACCACACCAUCACAAUACAUCAGGUACUCAGCUGAAUGCUAACAAUAACGAACCAUCCAUCCAUCAACAGCGGACAUCACAUCACAGUGAUAAUAAUAAUGCCGAGCAUGUUAACGAUAAUGGUCAACAUGAAGCUGAAAUACCCGCUGCUUCGGCUAUUGCCGGUAUGAUUUCGGCUAGCCAAGAUUUACCGUAUAUGACUCCGCCAAUAGCUAACCAACAUUUUAGUGGUGAUUCACAGGAUUCGUCAAAAGGUUAUACCAGUAUAAGUGUACGUGAACCAUUGGCGAAUAUCUUGGCACAGCAACCACCGGCCCAAGCGGCUACACGUCCAACUGGACAUUCACGGGAUGUAAAUGAUUCACAUUAUGCUACCGUCUCGGAUGAUUCAGAUGAAACCUAUGCAGCUAUUGAAGAUCCCAACAAUCGACCACAAACAAAUGUCACAACCGAUAUUUAUACAAGUGGCUCGGAAACAUAUGCCCAAAUUCAACCAAUGCAAUCCCCAAAUUCAAUGGUAGUUUCAGUAGAAAUAAAUAAUCCAAAUGCAAAUACUUCAACUACGACGGUACAGUUACCACCGGUCAGCAGUGGUGGUAGUCAUGCAACACCAAUACCACCGCCAGUGGAUAGUUUAAGAGCACAAAUGCAUUCGAGGCAGGCCUCGGCAUCGUCUAACAACAGUACUUCUCUGUGUAAUUUAGGUUCACCGAAACCGGAAAAACGUCAAGCCAAUUCACCGCUACCGCCCACACCAAAAUCGAAUAUUUCCUCGUCCAACAGCCAGUUACAGGCGUUGAGUUCGAGCAAUUUGACAUCGGGUCGCAACUCGGUAAUAUCUGUGAUUGAAUGUUCCGGCGAACUAAUGGAAGAGGGUGUCACCGAUGUACCACUUGAAAGUUCACCGCAACGGCGUAAUAAAAGUUUAAGUCCUUCCAAGGAUAUUGAAGGCAUGUAUGCUAAGGUAAUCAAAAAGAACAAAUUCUCACGAAAUUCCCCAUCAUCCCAGAACAGUUCACCCAUAUUGCAAAGAAAAUACACUGCCGAAGAUAGUGCCUCUGCGGCUUUGGGUGUUAGUCCAUUGGAUAAAUUAGAAAAUAAUUCAUAUAGUGUCAAUAGUGAUCGUCGCAUACGCAGCAAUAGUUAUGGAGCUUCUAAAGAUCAUGGCUAUGAAACAAUACCCGCAGAUGCAAUGCGUGCUGGUGGUGGUAAUUCCACGCAAGGUAUUAUGGAAAAUCGUAAAUCGGAUGGUUAUGCUCACAUACUGCAGAAAGAGCGUCAACGUGAAAAUGUUCAUAACUCAUCUGUACCGCCACCACCGAUAAAUGUCUACAGUGUACAAUUAAGUAAUAGUGAUAAACAUUAUGAAACUAUAGCACCACCACAACCAUCGUCAAUGGCCGUCAAUGCCGCCAGCAGUAGCAGCAGUUCAGGAAAUGAUCCCGGUUAUGAGACUUUAGAAAAACCAAAAAAUCCACAUCAUCCACCAAGGCUGCAAGAUGAUUGUGAAAAGAAAUCCUCAGAUUAUGAUCCAAACUAUGAGGUAUUAAAAGGGCCGACAAAUUCCGCCGGAGCCUCGGAUGAUGGUUAUGCCAAAGUAUUGGAAAAGAAAAACAUACUGGUCGACGGUGAAGAUUCCCUUGAUGGCUACAGUAAUGUGAGGGGUGAGACGGAAACGGCAGCCGGUUAUAGUACCAUCGCUGAUGUUAAACGCACCGAUGCCAAUCAUAAUUACGCAAGUAUUUUGGAGACAAAACGUGAAGCAAUUGCUGGUGGUGGUGGAGACCAAUUAGAGACUGAUAGCGAUCAUUAUGCACGCAUUGCUGAACGGAAUAGUGCAGCAGCACGUACCCCACCAAAUCUACCGCUGAGCUCAUCACAAAAAUCAAUGGUAGACGAUGAAUUGUUAACACCACGCACCACCACUGAACUAUCCAUUACAUCACCAACGUCCAUUACCAGUAGUUCUAUGCUUAAUACCACCAGCUCGAUCAAUUCCACUUCCACAAAUUUAACAACCACUAGCACAAUUAGUUCACGACAAACACCUACCUCAUCUUCUCAAUAUGAAUCCCUUACAGGCAGUGAAACAGAUCCCAACUAUGAAUCCGUCUGCUAUUUGAAUGCAUCAGGAGGUCAGGAGGAGAAUCCGUAUGAGCGUUUGCAUACGGAAAUAUCGGAUGAUAUAACGCAGCUAAGUAGUCCAGAGGCAUCAAGUGGCCAUACCAACACCACCAGCACCCACACAACAACAAAAAGUGACAACAGCAGUAGUAGCAGUUCGGCAGCUAUGGUAGAACAGCAGCAGCAACAUUCCAAAAUGUUAAAGGCAAAUGGUUCAAAAAUCAAUGUAACAACCAAUCAACCAGAUCCUACUACAACAGCAAAUGAUAUUUUGGUUGAUGACUAUUUUCAAGUAUAG